CCUGUCAAUGCACCAACCAUCUCAUUUUACAUUGUUUCCUUCCUUUGGUAUCAACGAACGUACCUCUAAAUACAGUACUACUCUACCCUUUAGUUGCACUCCGACAAAAGAUAUGGGUGGUUUCACUAUCGCACAGGCUCUCGUCCUGAUCAUUGUGGCUGCUUCCAUGUUGGCAGUUAGUACGGCCAACAGAGGUGCCCCCCAAUGGCCUUCCAGAGGUAGCCGUUCCCAUCAAUUACCAAAAUGUAAAGAAGGUCCCAAGAAGAUCAUCGUAGGAGGGUCGGAGCAGUGGCGCUUCAACUUUACCUACACUGAAUGGGCUCUCACCAAUGGCCCCUUUUACGUAAAUGAUACUUUGGUUUUCAAGUAUGAUUCACGUCACAGUGUAUACUUGCUACCAAACCUUCGGAGCUUCUUGAAAUGCGAUUUAAGCCGAGCGAAGUUGGUGGGGAAUGUGACACAAGGAGGUGGGAAGGGGUUUGAGUACAAGCUGCAAGAGUGGAAGCCUCACUACUUUGCUUGCGGUGAGCACGAUGGCAUUCAUUGCAAUCUUGGACAGAUGAAGUUCUUUGUGAUGCCAAUGCUCCGUUGGUGUAGAUCAUAAUUAACAGAUCAGAACGUGCCACAAGAAAUUUACUGAUACCUGCUUUUGCUACUCUCUUUUUUUAAGUUGGUGUUGUUUUUUUGUGUGUUUUGUAUUGAAUAAUGAGAGAUAUUUUUUCUCCUUC
Molecule: messenger RNA, 728 nt
Organism: Juglans microcarpa x Juglans regia
Lineage: Eukaryota; Viridiplantae; Streptophyta; Magnoliopsida; Fagales; Juglandaceae
Exons: 2
Coding region: 8-604 (198 amino acids)
Molecular function (GO): electron transfer activity
Source: RefSeq, a predicted model, not a curated record